Molecule: messenger RNA, 1773 nt
Organism: Fusarium fujikuroi IMI 58289
Lineage: Eukaryota; Fungi; Ascomycota; Sordariomycetes; Hypocreales; Nectriaceae
Product: probable acyl esterases
Exons: 5
Coding region: 1-1773 (590 amino acids)
Molecular function (GO): dipeptidyl-peptidase activity
Source: RefSeq, a predicted model, not a curated record
AUGGCUGAGAACAAGUACCUCACAAUUGACAAGGAUAACUUUCCUUAUGUCUUCAUGAAGAAUAUUGACAUCCCACUCAAAACAUAUGAGAUGGGCCUGCUUCGAGCGAAUGUCUUUCUUCCUAAAGACGCAGCUCCCUUUGGGGACAAGGCAUACCCUGUUAUCGCCACGUAUGGCCCUUACGGAAAAGACGUUCGAUAUGAGAUCUUCUACAAGAAAAGCUGGGAUCAGCUAAACCCUGACAUGAAGUCCACACAUGCAGCUUGGGAGACGCCUGACCCCGCUUAUUGGACAAGCAAGGGUUACAUCGUGGUGAGAGUUGAUGAGAGAGGAGCUGGCCAAAGUCCUGGGCUUCUUGAUACUAUGUCUCGCGGUACAAGCGAAGCCUUCUUUGAUGUCAUCGAGUGGGCAGCCGAACAAGAGUGGUCAUCAGGUAAAGUUGGUCUUUUGGGGAUCAGCUACUAUGCCGGUACGCAGUGGAGAGUCGCUGCGAGAAAGCCGAAGGGACUGGCUGCUAUUAUCCCAUGGGAGGGUAUGAGUGAUUAUUACCGGGAUCGAGUAAGACAUGGAGGUAUUCUUUCAGACAGGUUCAUUGAUUUCUGGUGGAAUAACGGAGUUAGUCCCAAUCAGUACGGCAAGCCAGGCCGGAGCGCCAGAAAUUGGGGUGAGGAUACUCUUGCAGGUGACCUUGACGAGGAGACCUUACUCAAGAACCGCCGAGACCAGACAGCAGACACUGCUGUGCACAAGUUUCGCGACGAGGAGUAUUACCGUACUCGAGAUUUUGAAGUCGAGGCAAUUGAGGUUCCCCUGCUCAGUGUCGCCAAUUGGGGAGGCAUCUUACUUCAUCUUCGAGGAAACGUCCUCGGUUGGAUCCGUGCGAGCUCCAAGUACAAGUUUCUCCACUUCAUCGUUGGAAGACAUGACUUGCCCUUUUAUUACCCCGAGUCGGCUGAGCUUCAGUUAUCUUUCUUCAAUUCCUUUCUGAAAGACGACGAUGCAGAUGGCUGGAGGUCUGGGAAGCAGCCACGGGUUCGUCUCACGUUGCGAAAGGGUGAGGCUGGGGUUGAUGACCCUGAACGUGAAAGAGGGUUCCCGACUAGAGAUGAGGCAGAUUGGCCGUUGCCUGGGACCAACUACACGAAGUUCUACCUGAUUUCCGACAAUUCAUUGAGCACGAAGCCGUCACAGGGCAUCAGCACGAUCGAAUAUGACGCUUUGAAUGGCGAGCCCAUUAAAUUUGCAUACAAGACUGCUUCUACUCUGGAGAUCACUGGUCAUAUCGUCGCCCAUUUAACUGUAGCUGCAAGCCGAAAGUCCACUGACGCCAGUACCCCAUCAGACAUUGAUCUGUUCAUUACCCUUCGCAAGAUCAACGCCAAGGGUGAAGAGGUCUUCUACACCGGCACAAUGGGCGACCCUGUUCCCAUCGUGAAGGGCUGGCAACGAGUUUCGCUUCGCAAAGUAGAUGAGAGUAACAGAUUGCACAAGGAAUAUUUGCCUUACCGCAAUUACUACUCAUCUGACGUGCAGCCAGUUGAGGAGAAUCAGAAGUAUGCAGUGGAUGUUGAGGUCUGGCCCACAAAUGUGGUCCUUGAGCCUGAAGAAACCUUGGUGCUGGAAAUUGCUGGUCACGACACUCAGGGUGUAGGAAAGUUCUCUCAUGAACAUCCGAAUGAUCGCGACCCCAGAACUUUCGAUGGAAAGAACAUUAUCACUGUCGGUGGUGAGGCUAGCUGGAUUACACUUCCCGUUAUCGACGCUCGGAGAUAG